AUGGACCUCAUCGAUCGAGAGUAUCCAACAAGCGACGACAAGCCUCCAUGGUUUGGUAUGAAAUUCAAACAGUCAGUAUAUUCUGAUGACAUGCUCGAAAGUCUCAAGAGGCGGUAUCCGCAAGGUGCGAAUCUGCGAGAGAGGAAGCACAUGGCUGCUAUUGAGUUCCUACAACAAGAACUCAAGAAUAUGCAAGCAAGUGAAGCAGCUCUGAUACCUAAAACUAAUCCGACGACCUUGGUCCCUGAUAUAGCAUCACACAAUCAUCAACACCAGAGAACCGGUUCGCCGCCCUAUUCGCCAACUUCUCAACUGUCAUCUCCGAAUAUCAUGGACGGUUAUCACGGUACCAGAAGUCCUACAAAUAAAGUGUUCUUGGAACAGCCUCCAAAUGUUUCGAGCAACGUUUCCGGACAAGAGAUUGUUUUCAGUAUUGGAAACAGGCCCCUAGUGCAGCGCCAAAGGAGGAAGAAAAUGACACCAGCAGAGAAGAUCUCCUACAAGCAGAUGAGGAAGAUCGGCGCUUGCGAUAGUUGUAAACGUCAAAAAGCAAAAUGCAGGCACGUUGGUGGUGAAAGAGACAGAUACAGAAAUUCUCGAGGCGCCAGUAGCUCCCCAAAAAGAGAGACCCGGCCAAUUUCUGACUCAGGAACACUAACUGUUGAUGCAACGAACGAGCACAAAUCGCAGACCCAAGCUCCGCAGCACUCGCAAGACCUGUCAUAUGAUCUCAAAUCCUCUCUUGAGACAGUAUCGAUAGCAACGCCUGUUACUGUAUCGGGGAGCCCAAGUCCACAUUGGGCUCAAGAUAUGCAAGGGAGUGCACAGUCGGAGUUGUCUGGGUACGUACCUCCUUCAACCACUUCAAAGCUUUACAGUUCAUAUCCAAACGCUACGUUUGAGAGUACCAUUGAUCCGCAACUUCUGGAUAUGAACUACCGGGACCCAAAUAUCUUCAAUGAAGCGAAUGGCGUCUUUCUUAUGUCUUUGACCACCGGAAAUACACCCUCUGGUAGUUUCUACUCCAGAAACACCCAGGAGUUUUGGAGCCCAGUACAAGGAUGCCGCACAGACGGAAACCCCCCAGGCUAA
Messenger RNA from Bipolaris oryzae ATCC 44560, 1092 nucleotides. RefSeq lists its product as uncharacterized. The record is from RefSeq and is a predicted model, not a curated record. Bases 1 to 1092 code for a protein of 363 amino acids. NCBI's taxonomy places the organism in Eukaryota, Fungi, Ascomycota, Dothideomycetes, Pleosporales, Pleosporaceae. The transcript has 3 exons.